Messenger RNA from Castor canadensis (American beaver), 849 nucleotides. The record is from RefSeq and is a predicted model, not a curated record. NCBI's taxonomy places the organism in Eukaryota, Metazoa, Chordata, Mammalia, Rodentia, Castoridae.
AUGGUGGGAGUGCGGGCUGCUGCAGCCGCGAGGCGCCUCCUCAGCCUACGCCGCGCUGGCCGCUUCCCCACGCGACCAGGAUUGUCGAAUUUGGGACAGUUCGAUCCUGAUUUUUACCAAUCUAAUUAUACCAUUGAUAAUCAGGAGCAGAACUAUAAUGUUUCUAAUUCCUAUGAAAAUGUUUAUGGCUCUAGAGGACAACAAACCGGUGAACAGCCUCAGUCCAGCUCUCUUGUUCCUCCAGAGAUGCUCAUGCCAUCAGGUUACACAGGACAAUUUUUUCAGCCAGCACCCAACUUGGAUUAUUUCUCACAAUCUCCUUAUGUUGACCAUUUCGAUGAAGAGCUUUCUUUGCUAGAAGAACUUGGAAUCAAUUUUGAUCACAUAUGGCAAAAAACUUUAACGGUGUUAAACCCAAUGAAGUCAGCAGAUGGCAGCAUUAUCAAUGAAACGGACCUCACAGGGCCCAUCCUUUUUUGUUUAGCACUUGGAGCCACAUUGCUUCCGGCAGGAAAAGUUCAGUUUGGUUACAUGUAUGGCAUGAGUGCCAUUGGCUGCCUUGGGAUGCAUGCCUUACUGAACCUGAUGAGCUCUGCAAGGGUAUCAUAUGGCUGUGUGGCGAGUGUGCUCGGUUACUGCCUGCUCCCCAUGGUCAUCCUCUCCAGCUGUGCCAUCUUCUUUUCAUUGCAGGGCACCUUUGGAGCUGUGUCAGCCCUGGUCAUCAUUGGCUGGUGUAGUCUUUCAGCUUCCAAGAUCUUCAUUCAGCCUUGGACAUGGAAGACAACAGUUCUCAUUGCCUACCCUUGCGCCCUACUUUAUGGACUUUUUGCCCUCCUCACAGUUUUCUAA